Molecule: messenger RNA, 357 nt
Organism: Perkinsus marinus ATCC 50983
Lineage: Eukaryota; Perkinsozoa; Perkinsida; Perkinsidae
Product: ubiquitin-conjugating enzyme, putative
Exons: 4
Source: RefSeq, a predicted model, not a curated record
AUGCCACCAUCCUCUCUACGCCGAAUACAGAAGGAACUCGCUGAUUUGGUACGAGAUCCGCCAUUGAAAUGCAGUAUUAAACCAGUGUCAACAGGCAACCCUGAGAUAGACCUAUUCCGGUGGAUAGCGACUAUAACUGGCCCUGCUGAUACGCCCUAUGAAGGAGGGGAGUUCGAUCUGGCCGUUCAGUUCCCUAAGGAAUAUCCAUUUAAACCACCAAAGGUACAGUUCCUGACUAGGAUUUUUCAUUGUAAUAUUAAUGCUAAUGGAGUGCUUUGUCUGGAUAUACUGGAUAAACAGUGGAGUCCUAGUCUAACGAUGCAAACGGUAGUAGUAGUAGUAGUAGUAGUAGUAGUA